GUGGCAUUUAGGUUAGGAUUUUUAAUGUUUACUUGAAUCGCAAUUUUAUACGAAAAAUUUAAGUUUCACAAUAUGUGGUCGUUUUUCUCUCGCGAUCCCUCGAAAGACUUUAACUUCGAAAUCGGCGAGCCAGUAGGCAGACUACACGAAAAAAGCGUAUGGUCGUUGCAUAAAGGCAAAAAGAAGGGCUCAAAUGAAGAAGUGUCGGUGUUUGUGUUUGAUAUUAAAAAUUCUAGUGAGGCACAAUUAGAGAUUGCAAAGUCUUCAAUUAAGAGGUUGAAGACCUUACGACAUCCCAGUGUCCUAACUUACAUAGAUAGCUUGGAAUCUGAUAAAUUUUUGUAUUUAGCCACUGAAUAUGUCGAAACAUUGUUCGAUCAUCUCGAAAAAUUGCCCCUGGAGGGCCCCCAGAGGGAUUUAUACGUAGCCUGGGGCAUUUUUCAAAUAACUAGAGCUUUAUCCUUCCUUAAUAACGAUGGUAACUUGAGACACAAUAAUGUCAACAUUUGGUCUGUGUUUGUAAACUCCUCUGGCGAAUGGAAGUUGGGAGGGGUAGAGUAUGUUUCUAGUGUGCAAGACCCCCCUCCCAUGUACCGCAUAUUGCCCGGCUCGGAAGUGUAUGACCCCCCUGAGAAAAAUGACAACAACAAGCUGAAAAUGACCACUAAAUGUUCAAUUGAUAUGUGGGGUCUUGGGUGUCUUAUUUGGGAGGUUUUCAAUGACCCUGCUCAGUCUCAAGCAUCAUUUAAGGUUCUAAACAAGGUUCCGAAACAAUUGGGCCCCCUUUAUUAUGAGCUGGUGGGCACCAACCCAGCUUCGAGGCCCAACCCUGCCGAUAUAAUAACGCGCUGUCGCAAACUGGGUGGCUACUUUAAGAACGAUCUGGUCGAUACACUUUUGUUUCUCGAAGAGAUCCAGAUCAAGGAUAAGAACGAGAAAAAUCGCUUUUUCUCGAACCUCACGCCGCACCUGGACAAUUUUCCCGAUAACGUUUGCAAGCACAAAAUAUUGCCGCAGCUUAUAACCGCUUUCGAGUAUGGAGACGCCGGUAGCGCCGUCUUAUCACCAAUGUUUAAGCUGGGUAGACUACUAGAUGAAGCUGAGUACCAAAAAAAAAUCGUGCCGUGCGUAGUCAAGCUGUUCAGUAGUAACGAUAGGGCCACUAGAUCUAGACUUUUACAGCAACUCGAAUAUUUUAUUGGUCAUUUGCAAUCUGGAACUGUAAACGAUCAGAUCUUUCCGCAAGUGGCUCAUGGCUUUAUGGACACCAAUCCCACAAUUAGAGAACAAACUGUUAAAUCUGUUAUCCACUUGGCAUCCAAGCUAAACUACAACAAUCUAAACAUUGAAGUACUUCGACAUUUCGCCAGAUUGCAGUCGAAAGACGAGCAAGGCGGCAUUAGAACCAACACUACAGUGUGUUUGGGCAAAAUAGCGCAACAUUUGCACCCGCAGAUGCGCCAAAAAGUUUUGAUUUCCGCCUUUAUUAGAGCCAUGAGGGACCCCUUUCCGCCUGCCAGAAACGCCGGUAUUCUGGCGUUAGCUGCGACUCAACAGUAUUAUUUGCUGAGCGAGGUGUCCACUAGAAUUUUGCCAGUACUUUGCCAUUUAACAAUGGACCCUGAGAAGAGUGUCAGGGACUCAGUUUUCAGGACCCUUAAGGGCUUCAUAGGGAAGCUUGAGAAGGUUUCUGAGGACCCUAGUUUGAGAGAGAGUAUGGAGGCCGACGUAAACACUGCCACUCCGAGCCUAAGUAACGCUGCUGCCACCUGGGCAGGUUGGGCCGUAACGGCGGUGACUGCCAAAUUUUACAGAAGUCAAUCGGACACCGUGAAAUCCAUGAAUCCAAUGGCCAAUAAGAUGCUUACUAAACCGGGGUCUUUGGAACAACCUUCUAGCAGUAGUAUUUCCACUACUACUUCUAGUGUAACCUCCAUGACUUCUCUGGAACAUGAGGACGGAAGCAAAGGGAAUGAUUCCGUGUCUGAUUAUGAUUAUGAUCAAUGGGGGGAUAAUGAGAAUUGGGGGGAUAUGGAGACCGGAGGUCACGUGGUGAGCACAAGCGGCAGCAACAGUGGCGGAGGCGCCGGUCAUUCCAGCGACCCCACGAGCCCGCCCUCCGGAUCCGGCGGCACUGCCAGAGUGACGGACGGCUGGGACAACGAGGAGUGGGGCAGUCUGGAGGAGGAAGCCGAAGCCGACUUAACGUCGCCGUCUGAAGCUUGGAGUCCCACGGAUACGACGCCGAUAAUUCCCAUAGAGAAGAACAAUAGAGCCGACCAGAACUGGGGUCAAGACCAAAACAAUAAGUCUACAAAUAAUUGGGACGACAAUGAUUUUGAACCUUUAGAAGAAAAUCCAGGAGGAGGCACGAAUCCGAAGCUGGAAGAGGCGCGCAAAAAACGCGAGGAGCGCAAGCUGAUGCGCCAAAAGGAGCUGGAGGCGCGUCGAGCUAGCCGCGGACCCGCCAGCGGGCCAAUGAAACUGGGCGCCAAAAAACUGUAGCCCAGCAAUCAACGCUUGCAGGGCAAAUCGAAAAUCCACUCGAGGCAUCAUUAAACCAGCCUACUACCGUAUCGUAACAAUUGUAUGACGGAGCGGUAAAUGGACACGGUCCGAGAUUACUUAUGUGUUGCUGUUGGAGUCGAAUUAAACGGGAUUUUACCCGCGACAUUUUCGUUUGUGGCAUAUAGCGUCAAAUAUAAGACUAAAUAAGUAUCCAAUUACCAACUUUUUAAUCUUGAUAUUUAAAAUCUUUUUUAAUAUACAUAUUGGUCCCAUAAAUAAAAAGGCACCAAUGGUUUCAUUUAAAACGAAUUUUUUUUUUCUUGCUGACACGUGAAAAUUUUGUUUUUAGGUUUAAAAAAAAAUUCCCUGAAAAUUUG
Molecule: messenger RNA, 2885 nt
Organism: Brassicogethes aeneus
Lineage: Eukaryota; Metazoa; Arthropoda; Insecta; Coleoptera; Nitidulidae
Source: the annotation of a GenBank genome assembly